This is a messenger RNA of Sparassis crispa, 1080 nucleotides long. RefSeq names its product Glutathione S-transferase 3. The record is from RefSeq and is a predicted model, not a curated record. The transcript has 4 exons. Lineage: Eukaryota; Fungi; Basidiomycota; Agaricomycetes; Polyporales; Sparassidaceae. Bases 1 to 1080 code for a protein of 359 amino acids.
AUGUCUUCUUCGACUACGAGGAAAGUUAUCCUCGUCAUUGGCGCGACCGGCGCGCAAGGCCUCGCUGUGAUCGACAAACUGCUUGAACCGAGCGCGGACGGCGAGCCGUCUCCCUACACCAUCCGAGCCCUCACCCGCGACCCGCAAAGCAGGCGCUCACAGGAACUCGCUCACAAAGGUGUAGAGCUCGUUAGAGGAUCGUUCUAUGACUUUCCCACUGUCAAGGCUGCGCUCGAGGGUGCGUAUGGAGCGUGGGUCAACACGGACGGCUUUACCGUCGGCGAGGCCAAGGAGAUCUUCGCGGGCAUGCGCAUCUUCGAGCUGGCAAAGCAGAGCAAGACCAUGCGUCACUACGUGUGGAGCAGCCUCGACCAUUCACUCAAGAAAGGCAACUACGACCAACAGUACAGGUGUGAGCACUUUGAUGGCAAGGGGCUCGUCGCGGAAUGGUUGAAGUCCCAGCCAUCCGAGGUCAGCGACACCUCCAUGUCUUGGAGUGUCGUCACGUCUGGUCCCUACAUGGACAUGUUGUACCAGCCUAUGUUCGGACCCUUGAACCGGCGUGCAGAUGGCACUUUCGUCUUCGCGACCCCUAUCGGUACCGGCCACGUCCCCAUGAUUGCGCUCUCCGACCUGGGGUUCUUCGCCCGCUACACGUUCGACCACCGAGCGCUCACGUCCGCCGCCGAGCUCGAGGUGGCCAGCGAUAUGGUCGACUGGGAGUACCUCUUGGCUACCUUCAAGAAAGUCACUGGUCAGAAGGCAGUCAUUGUGCACCAGAGUUUCGACGAGUGGGUCAUGAACCUCAAUAACACUGACGCACCCAUCGCGAAUGAACAGAAGGUGCUGGAAUCGGCACAGACGACCUGGAGAGAGAAUUUCUCUGGAUGGUGGUCGCUAUUCCGGGACAAUAUGAUCAAGAGAGAUAUGCAGUGGAUCAGGAGUGUCAACCCCCACGCGACGACGCUGGAGGCCUGGAUGAGGGAGAAAGAUUACAAGGGCGAGUCUGCCUUCCUCCUCAAGAAUUCGGAGGACGCCAAAUCCAUCUCUGUAAAUCGCGAGAGGGCUUCCCAGUUGUAG